Melospiza melodia melodia is the source of this 4682-nucleotide messenger RNA. RefSeq names its product fibroblast growth factor receptor 2 (gene FGFR2). NCBI's taxonomy places the organism in Eukaryota, Metazoa, Chordata, Aves, Passeriformes, Passerellidae. Gene Ontology annotation, cellular component: signaling receptor complex; plasma membrane. Gene Ontology annotation, biological process: multicellular organism development; fibroblast growth factor receptor signaling pathway; protein phosphorylation. The transcript is spliced from 18 exons. The record is from RefSeq and is a predicted model, not a curated record. The coding region runs from base 554 to 3085 and encodes 843 amino acids. Gene Ontology annotation, molecular function: ATP binding; fibroblast growth factor receptor activity; fibroblast growth factor binding.
GAGUUCCCUUUCAAGGGGAAAAAUAAACACUACGUGUGGCUUUCACUGAGUCUGAGACUCCAGGAGGGAUUAUGGUAUUGUAGUCAGGAAGCCAGAAUUGUGGAGGCCAAAAAGCAUGCUGGGGCUGUGUUCCAAACAUUGAGAUAGAGGUACAUAAUUAUCCAGCACAGGAGGUCUUUCCAGGGACUCGUCCCCCGGCAACUCUGGCAAUUAAACUACGAAAAGAAUUUGGUUUCGUUUCAUCUUCGCUGGACUCCACUUCUUUUGGGAGAGGGCAACCCUUGAAAUUGAAGCCUGUUUGCUGUCCUGGUGCUAGAGUGCUUUGGCUCCAUGGAUGGGUGCAGAGCUCUGAUUUUUGCGUUGUUGCACCUUCACAAGCCGGGAUUUUGGCUUUGCUGCUGCCCUGUGGGUGAAGAAUCCCUUCUUUCUGCCGGCAGAUGUUGAGGUGCAGGAGGCAACAAAAGUCUUCAGCAGCAGCCGUCGUUCCAAGGGAGGAGGCAUUACCCUGGCCGAAGGCACAGCUUUCUCUCCAUGCUUCUCUAGAGGUGCUCAGAUGGGAUUAAAGUCCACAUGGAGAUAUGGAAAUGGACCAGGAAUUUACUCUAAAAAGAUGGUCAGCUGGGAUUCGGGUUGCCUUAUCUGCCUGGUGGUGGUCACCAUGGCUGGACUUUCCCUGGCUCGACCUUCAUUUAAUUUAGUUGUUGAAGACACCACGGUGGAACCCGAAGAGCCGCCAACCAAAUACCAAAUCUCUCAGCCAGAUGUUUACUCAGCACUUCCAGGAGAGACGCUUGAGUUGCGCUGUCAAUUGCGAGACGCCGUCAUGAUCAGUUGGACUAAGGAUGGGCUCCCUUUGGGGCCCGACAAUAGGACAGUGAUUAUUGGGGAGUACUUACAAAUUAAGGAUGCCACAGCCAGAGAUUCGGGCCUCUAUGCUUGCACUGCUGUUAGGACCCUAGACAGUGAUACUCUGUACUUCAUUGUAAAUGUUACAGAUGCUCUUUCCUCUGGGGAUGAUGAAGAUGACAAUGAUGGGUCCGAGGACUUUGUGAAUGACAGCAACCAGAUGAGGGCGCCCUACUGGACACACACGGACAAGAUGGAGAAGAGGCUCCACGCCGUGCCGGCCGCCAACACCGUCAAGUUCCGCUGCCCUGCCAUGGGCAACCCGACGCCCACCAUGCGCUGGCUGAAGAACGGGAAGGAGUUCAAGCAGGAGCAUCGCAUUGGCGGCUACAAGGUCCGUAACCAGCACUGGAGCCUCAUCAUGGAGAGCGUGGUGCCGUCGGACAAAGGGAACUACACGUGCAUAGUGGAGAACCAGUACGGCUCCAUCAACCACACCUACCACCUGGACGUGGUUGAGCGCUCCCCGCACCGGCCCAUCCUGCAGGCGGGGCUCCCCGCCAACGCCUCCGCCGUGGUCGGCGGGGAUGUGGAGUUUGUCUGCAAGGUCUACAGCGAUGCCCAGCCCCACAUCCAGUGGAUAAAGCACGUGGAGAAGAACGGCAGUAAAUACGGGCCAGAUGGGCUCCCUUAUCUCCAGGUUUUAAAGCACUCGGGGAUAAAUAGUUCCAAUGCUGAAGUGCUGACACUGUACAAUGUGACAGAGGCGGACGCUGGAGAAUAUAUUUGUAAGGUCUCCAAUUAUAUAGGGGAGGCCAACCAGUCUGCCUGGCUCUCUGUUCUGCCAAGUGUACAAGCUCCUGAGAAAGAAAAGGAAUACCCAACCUCUCCAGACUACCUGGAAAUAGCAAUUUACUGCAUAGGGGUGUUCCUGAUAGCCUGCAUGGUGCUGACAGUGAUCAUGUGCCGCAUGAAGAACACCACCAAGAAGCCAGACUUCAGCAGCCAGCCCGCCGUGCACAAGCUCACAAAGAGAAUCCCCCUGCGCAGACAGGUAACAGUGUCGGCCGACUCGAGCUCCUCCAUGAACUCCAACACGCCCCUGGUGAGGAUCACCACCCGCCUCUCCUCCACUGCUGAUGCCCCCAUGCUGGCUGGAGUCUCGGAGUAUGAGCUGCCAGAAGACCCAAAGUGGGAGUUCCCAAGGGAUAAGCUGACGCUGGGCAAGCCCUUGGGAGAAGGUUGCUUUGGCCAAGUGGUCAUGGCCGAGGCGGUGGGGAUUGACAAAGACAGGCCAAAAGAAGCAGUGACCGUGGCAGUGAAGAUGUUGAAAGAUGAUGCCACAGAAAAAGACCUGUCUGACCUGGUGUCAGAGAUGGAGAUGAUGAAAAUGAUUGGGAAGCAUAAAAAUAUCAUCAAUCUUCUUGGAGCCUGUACCCAGGAUGGUCCUCUGUACGUGAUAGUGGAAUAUGCCUCCAAGGGGAACCUGCGGGAGUACCUGCGAGCGCGCCGCCCGCCCGGCAUGGAGUACUCCUUCGACAUCAACAGGGUGCCCGAGGAGCAGAUGACAUUCAAGGACCUGGUGUCCUGCACCUACCAGCUGGCACGAGGCAUGGAGUACCUGGCUUCCCAAAAAUGCAUCCAUCGAGACUUGGCCGCAAGAAAUGUUUUGGUAACGGAAAACAAUGUCAUGAAAAUUGCAGACUUUGGUUUAGCCAGAGACAUCAACAAUAUAGAUUAUUAUAAAAAGACUACUAAUGGACGGCUUCCAGUAAAGUGGAUGGCUCCAGAAGCUCUGUUUGACAGAGUUUACACACAUCAAAGUGAUGUUUGGUCAUUUGGUGUGUUAAUGUGGGAGAUCUUCACCUUAGGAGGGUCACCCUACCCAGGAAUCCCAGUGGAGGAACUUUUUAAGCUGCUUAAAGAGGGGCACCGGAUGGACAAACCUGCCAACUGCACCAACGAGCUCUAUAUGAUGAUGAGAGAUUGCUGGCAUGCUGUGCCUUCUCACAGACCCACUUUCAAACAGUUGGUGGAGGACUUGGAUCGGAUCCUCACUCUCACAACUAAUGAGGAGUAUCUGGACCUCAGUGGGCCUCUGGAACAGUAUUCCCCCAGCUACCCCGACACGAGGAGCUCGUGUUCCUCGGGGGAUGACUCGGUGUUCUCGCCCGACCCGAUGCCUUACGAACCUUGUCUCCCCAAGUACCAGCACAUGAACGGGAGCGUGAAAACAUGAAAGGAGGAGCAAAGAGGCGAGGACAUCAAAGCUACCUACCGUGUGCAAAGCUAAAGCUUUCCUCCAGGACCUUCACGUUUCUGCUUGUACAUAGGAAAUGCGGAAAAAAAAAAAAAAAAAAGAGAGAGAGAAGAAAAAAGGAAAAAAAAAAUUUGGAGGAAAGCGGUCGGAACCUACAUAAAGUGAUUCUCAUCACUUGCGGCUUUCAGAUGUUCCCAAGAAAGAAGAAUGUUUAUGAGCUGUGUCGAGAUACCCAUUGCUAUCAAUUUUCUGGCUUCCUGUGAGCUGCAACAGACUUUGUUUGUACAAUGGACCGGUCGGACUUGAGGCAAACUCUGGGUCUGCCUUUCUUGUUUAUUUUGUAAUAUUUGGAGAAAAUAUAUGUUGGCACACACUUACAGAGCACAAAUGCAGUAUAUAGGUGCUGGAUGUAUGUAAAUAUAUUCAAAAAUAUGUAUAAAUAUAUAUUAUAUAUAUUUACAAUGAAUUAUUUUUUGUAUUGAUUUAAAAAAUGGAUGUCCCAAUCCACUUAGCAAAUUAGUCUCUUUUUUAACAGCUAUUUGCUAAAUGCUGUUCUUACACAGAAUUUCUUAAUUUUCACCAUCCAAAGGUGGAAAAUACUUUGCUUUCAGGGAAAAUGGUAUAUCAUUAAUUUAUUAACUAAUUGGUAAUGUACAAAACAGUUAAUCGUUUAUAGGGUUGUUGUGUUUUUGUAAUUUAAAUGGCAUUUCUAUGCAGGCAGCACAGAGGACUAGUAGAUAUAUUGCUCAGACUUUACUAGUUUUCAGAUCUUUAAGAAAAGAAAUAUUUACAGUAUAUAACUAAUUUGGGGAAAUUAAACUUUUGAUUUAUUUGUGUUUAAAAACUGCAGUGUCAGAUGAUUAUUCUUAUCACAACCAAAUCCUUUAACAAGAAAGUCUUUUUCCUUUAAGGUCCAAAAAGCAGAGUCGUUCCACUCCCCCCAAAAAAAAGAAAGAAAAUAAAGGACAUUUUGAAGAAGGUUCUUAAAGUAAGGAGAGACAUGAAUUGAUCUAUAACCACAGCAGAACAGACUGCUCUAAAAGGAGCUGAGCUUCUACCCUGAGUUGCACAUGCAUCAAAUUAUCCACAAUUCUCUUGCCUCUGUUGCAUAAUAGGUUCCAGACCUUUUGGCCUGGAUCUUUUGCCUUUAUCCCUCUAUUGUAACUUAAGUUAAAAAGAGAGAAGUUGUUUAUAAUGACAGCUUGCCAUAGGAAUAUCAGCAUCUUUUUAGGGGAUUAAUUCAUGCUGACUCCAGUAUUUCCUUCUGAACCAUUCCAUAACAGUAGGUGUAGCACUGGCCUCUGCUAGAAUAUCACUGUUGUUUGCAUCUUUUUUACAGAAUCUUGUAUUUUUACUUUCAGAACAUUCACUUUGAUAUGGCCAUGGAAUAUGAAUGCAAAUUUCACUGUUUAAUGUGGUGGUGUGUUUGUUUUGGUUUUGGUUUUUUUUUUAAAUAAUUUUUAAUUGGGUAAAAUAAGUAUUAAAAUCUGUUAACUUUUGUACUGACAAUAAAAUGUUUCUACAGAUAUUAAUGUUAAAAUUACAAAAUAAAUGUCAUGCAGCUUAUUUUUCCUAA